This is a messenger RNA of Diospyros lotus (date-plum), 1325 nucleotides long. RefSeq names its product RNA-binding protein CP31B, chloroplastic. The record is from RefSeq and is a predicted model, not a curated record. NCBI's taxonomy places the organism in Eukaryota, Viridiplantae, Streptophyta, Magnoliopsida, Ericales, Ebenaceae. Bases 117 to 1067 code for a protein of 316 amino acids. Gene Ontology annotation, molecular function: mRNA binding. The transcript is spliced from 5 exons. Gene Ontology annotation, cellular component: cytosol.
AUCUCGACCUCCCUUAUCCAGUUGAGAGCACACUCUUUCUGCAGUGUUCUUCUCCCACGUCUAUGCAUUAGGCUAAAGAAAAACCUCUGAUUUGAAUCUCUCGCUUGGUUGAAUCAAUGGCGUUUGUUCGCCUUCUUUGUUUUCCAUCCACCUCUCAGUUCUACCCCAAACAAGCACUCUUUCUCUCCCAAACAGCGCCCUUAUCAUCUUCUCUGUCAAAGCCCGUCCAAUUCAACCACGCUCUUUUCCCUCCUUUUUCCUCUCUCCGUCUUUCCCCCGCACUUCUCAUUAAAACCCAGAAUUCUAAUCCUUUUGUCUUCCGUUCCCCUGUCUCAAUCCAAGCCCAAACCACCGUUGAAGCCCCGGAAGUUGAAGACUCGGAGACUGUAAAACCAGAAGAAGACGAAGAAGAAGAAGAAGAAGAAGAAGAAGAUGACGAAGCUUCUAGAACCAGAUUGCUGGCCCAGAACGUCCCCUGGACGAGCACUGUCGAUGACAUUCGCCCCCUCUUCGAGCAAUACGGGACCGUUGUUGAUAUAGAGCUCUCUAUGCAUAACAAAACUAGAAACAGGGGAUUAGCCUUCGUUACCAUGGGUUCGCCCGAGGAAGCUCGCGCAGCUCUCAACAAUCUGGAGUCUUAUGAAUUUGAAGGUCGUGCUUUAAAGCUCAAUUGGGCGAAGCCACGAAAGACGAAACCUUCUCCUGCCAUGCAGCCUAAGCCCGUGCCUAUCCACAACUUGUUUGUUGCAAAUUUGUCAUAUGAAGCCAGGGCUAAGGAUCUUAAGGAGUUUUUCAAUUCUGAAAAUGCCAAUGUUGUUUCUGCGGAAAUUAUAUUCCAUGAAAAUCCAAGGAGGUCUGCUGGGUAUGGAUUUGUAUCCUUCAAUUCCAAGGAGGAGGCUGAAGCGGCUCUUGCUGCUUUUCAAGGAAAGCUGUUUAUGGGAAGACCAAUUCGAGUGGCUCGUAGCAGAAGAUUCUUGAGACAAGCAACAAAAGCGAGUACUCAAUUGGAGAAUGCGAAAAAUAAACCAAACCCUGAUGCUGAACAAGCAGAAGCCCUUGAAGCUUGAUGAUGUUACGACCAGUGGGAAUGUGACCUGUGGCACCUGGAACAAUCAUUUCUUGAUGAUCUGAGCUGCACAUUGAGUUCUCAAGUGUUAAUGUCUACCUUCUCUAAGUUGUAUUCACAUUGUUUUUAAUAGUGAUGAAUAGUUUAUUGAUUCUUCAUUUUUCCUGUUGCUGAAUUAGUUGGAGGGGGAACAUAUUUGGUUUGACUAUUUUGCAUGUUUCAACAUGUAUGACUUUACCCAAUCUAUUCAGAAGUGUCU